This is a messenger RNA of Pseudovirgaria hyperparasitica, 1212 nucleotides long. RefSeq names its product Pkinase-domain-containing protein. Gene Ontology annotation, cellular component: nucleus; cytoplasm. Gene Ontology annotation, molecular function: cyclin-dependent protein serine/threonine kinase activity; ATP binding. The record is from RefSeq and is a predicted model, not a curated record. NCBI's taxonomy places the organism in Eukaryota, Fungi, Ascomycota, Dothideomycetes, Acrospermales, Acrospermaceae. Gene Ontology annotation, biological process: protein phosphorylation. The coding region runs from base 1 to 1212 and encodes 403 amino acids. The transcript is spliced from 3 exons.
AUGACUCCUUCUGCUAUAGAGAUCAUGUCCCCGGCAUCACCCAACGCUCUCGCCAUCGCCGCGCAACUCACCACCGCCUCUACUAUCCUCUGGGAUCCCACUUAUACUAGUCGGCCGCCGCCUGGCAACCUCAGGCCUACUCACGCCGGCACUUUGGCCAUCGGAAGUCGUACAGAUUCGUCAAUCAGUGUGAGAAGUCUUGGUGGUGACCACCAGGUUCCAAUUAUGGACAAGAGACAUCCGAGUUCCUUUCAGCAGCUCGAGAAGCUCGGGGAGGGAACCUACGCGACGGUCUUCAAAGGUCGUAACCGCCAGACUGGCGAGUUUGUCGCCUUAAAAGAGAUCCACCUCGACAGCGAAGAGGGAACGCCUUCCACUGCGAUCCGCGAGAUCUCUCUCAUGAAAGAGCUGAAGCACGAGAACAUCGUCUCUCUCCAUGAUGUCAUACAUACUGAAAAUAAGCUUAUGCUCGUUUUCGAGUUCAUGGAUAAGGACUUGAAGAAGUACAUGGACUCACGUGGCGAUAGAGGUCAACUGGAUCCACCAACCAUCAAAUCGUUCAUGUAUCAACUGCUGCGUGGCAUUGCAUUUUGUCACGAGAACAGAGUGCUACACCGAGACUUGAAGCCACAGAACCUUCUCAUCAAUACCAAGGGCCAAUUGAAGCUGGCCGACUUCGGUCUCGCGCGGGCAUUCGGCAUUCCCGUCAAUACCUUCUCAAAUGAAGUCGUAACUUUAUGGUAUCGCGCACCCGACGUCCUCCUGGGUAGCCGAACGUAUAACACUAGUAUUGAUAUCUGGUCCGCUGGCUGCAUUAUGGCAGAGAUGUAUACUGGGAGGCCACUUUUCCCUGGCACGACUAAUGAGGACCAACUUCAGAAAAUUUUCAGAUUGAUGGGCACACCGUCAGAGCGAUCUUGGCCCGGUAUCUCUAAUUUUCCAGAAUACAAACCCAAUUUUCACGUCUAUGCGACUCAGAAGCUUCAGAACAUCAUUCCUCACCUCGAAUACGACCAAGUUGGACUUGAUCUCCUCAGCAGGAUGCUUCAGUUGCGGCCUGAGCUACGCGUAUCCGCACAGGACUCACUGUCGCAUCCGUGGUUCAACGAUCUGCAUCAAAGACAACAGCACCAGUCACAAAUGGCGCAGCAACAGGCGCAACAAGCACAAAUGGGUGGUAGCAAUUUUCAAAUUCCUCAAGGUGCUUAUUAA